GAGUCGGUCCAGAAGAUUCUAAAUUUCGGCUUGCACAGCGAUGCUGCUCGCUGCAGAGAGGAGAAGCUGCGUGCUGGUAACGAGGACAUGGUCAAAGUGCCACCCCUGCUCACUGCAAGCCGCAGGGGGGAUGUGUUUGCCUGUGCCACGUGCACUUCCAGUCAUGUAGAACAGCAGGUUGACACCCCAACACCUACAAUGUGGAACCUGUGGGGAAUUCCUGUUACUGUGUAGUAAAUAGCAAGAACCAAACAAUGGACACUCAGUUAUUUUCCCCACUAUUAGGAGCAGUUCCCAAUUCCCCCCCACCCCUGGAAUCUUCCCGGCUGUGCAGCAACUGGUCGGGAUGUGGGGAGGAGAUGGGCUCCAAAACUGCCUUCCAGGACUGCACAAAGAAAAGGGCACCAAUGAAUCUUUCUUAUUCUGGCAAUGGCCCUGAUAUGUUUGGGCUGGUGUCAAGCAUUUUAGAGGAGCCACCUCCUGGCAGCGUCCUGAGGAGCAGCUACCCUGAAAAUACCUGCUUGCAAAAUGAUAACAACUACAGGGUUCCCCAGGAAGGGUUUUCGUUUCACUUCAAUCAGCACUUGGGCAGCUUCGACCACGGGAGGCUCAGCGGGGACUGCGAAAAAUUCGGCUCCAAUUUUGACCCUUUUCCUUCUCAGAGCAGACUGAAAGAAGGCACUCAUGCUCAGAAGGAGUACUGGAAAAGUGAAAGGGCAAGAGGAAAAGCCCUGAAAAAUUAUGCUCCAGAACAAGCUAAGUGUUCCCCUGACCUUUCCCACCAGCCCUUUGGUAACUCCUGGGAUAAAGUAUCCCAGGACAACCACUGGCUUUCUAAAAGGUAUGAAAGCGUUGCAGCUGCCCACAAACUGCAGUCAGCUCUCCAUCCAUCGCUGUGUUUUUUCAACCAAGCCCCUCAUGAAAAUAAAUUCCCCGGAGAAACAGCCAGAAAACCCCAGGAAACCCACGUGCAGAACGGCCACCGUGGCUUUCCUUUGGGGAGUGCUUUUAGUAGUAAUGAAUGUAAGGUUAAUGUUGGCCCCAAAGAAUUCCCUCCUGAAGUGGCUGAGUGUGAUUUAUCCGUGAAAAACGUUGUGCAGAACGGGAGUUACUCAUCAUUCCAUGGGUGUGCGUGGCUGGAUGGGAAAGGCCUGGCAGCUGGAUUGGAUGUUCCGUGUGGGAAACGGGUCACAAGUCCGCAGUCAUCCUCAGGGGUCUCAACCAUGUCUGGGGGUUCUCCCACCCAUCAGUCCCCUUACUACUCACAGCUCCUACCUGUCCUCCCUCCCAGGAAAGAUGGGAGGUUACAGACAUCAAAUGGUUUUUCUAAUAAUUUGGGGCUUUGUAAUUUCACCUCAGAAAACCAGAAGCAAAUGAAACCCGCUGGGCAAUCCCAGCCGGGUUCCUUGACUAAUAAGGAGGGGCCAUACCAUAAAUUCCCUGUUCAUUCCUCAUCUGACUGGUUAAUGCAGCAGAGGGCUGGAAGUGAAGACCCCGAGAAAUACCACAGGUUUCCAAAAAAGCAGACCCAGGAGAACUGCAAUAAAGAUGAGAGAAGAGGCAGAAGGAGUUGGAUCCCCCAUCUGGGAUGUGCCGCCCCAAACCACCCUCCCUUCAAUAUGUUCCCGAAAAAGCACGAGCAGAACGGUGGCGGCCUGUCAGACUUCAUCAAUCCCUCCUUCCUUCCUUCCUUCCCCUUCGUGUCUGAUUUGAAGCAGAAUCCCAGCCUGCCUCUGCUCAAUCCCCAUCUGCUUCCACCAGCCAAUAACUUGGGUUUUCCCCCGGCGCCGUUUCCCUUCUCAGAACUUGUUGACCUUUUCCACUGCGACGACUUCAACCCCUUGAGCCCCUUCCUCAGCGACCUGUUCUGUGGGGAGGUGGCUGCUCCCUGCUUUGCCUUCCCAACCCCCUGGAACAAGCACAGACCCCCCAGGAACCGCAGUGGACCUGCCAAUGAGCUGCACGUCCGACUGGAGGAGUGUUACGAGCAGUGGAGAGCUCUGGAGAAGGAGAGGAAGAAGACUGAGGCUGACCUUGCGAGACACUUCCCGGGGAAGUGCAUCUCCAGCUGCAGCAACACCCCCACAUCCCGCCUCCCUGCCAACCCCUCGCGGGUGGAUCGUCUGAUUGCUGACCAGUCGCGGGAACACGCCAGGGUGGUGGCGUUGAUAGGAACGAUGGAAAGGCUUCGCGGCGCCCCCGUGCACGGGAACAUCCCCGCGGCCCUGGAGCGCCACGGCGGAGCCGUCCACGGAACGCGGGCCCGGCGGGAGGAGGAGAUUCUGAACGCUGCCAAUCCCCAGAGACAAGGAGUGCCACGCUCCGCUCACGAGAAAGAUGUCCUGGCUCUGGCAGCUGCCAUCGGGGCCCUGGCUGGUGCCACGCGCCGGGCUCGCACCGCGCUCUGGUGCGCGGCACAGAUGACUCUGCCCAAAAACCCUCCUGGUGGGCCAGACAGAACAGAAGCUGCUCAAAGGGCAUUGCAGGAGCUUCCUCCUCCAAGCACACAAGAAGAAAGCAGCGUGGAACAAGAAAAGCCUGAGGAACCCCCUAGGAUCGUUGUGGAAUAACGGGAUAUAAUAGCGGCGACGGAGAGGGAGAGGCUGAGGACGGGGAGGGAAGGGCUCAGGGUCCUGCACAGCACCGUGGAAAGGGGGGUUUUGGUGGGAUGUGAGAAAGCAGAAGGGUUCAUUAAUGUGCCUGGUCAGUGCUGCUGCAGUUCUGUUACUGUGAUUCUGGUGUUGAGAGGCGCCUCUGGUGGCAGUGUUAAUGCAGCUUUUUAACAUUGCUGCUCUUGCAGUAGGAAUCUUGGUGAUAAGAGGAACUAAACAACAGCUGAGCGUUGCCUUGUGUGCU
Molecule: messenger RNA, 2856 nt
Organism: Empidonax traillii (willow flycatcher)
Lineage: Eukaryota; Metazoa; Chordata; Aves; Passeriformes; Tyrannidae
Exons: 8
Coding region: 255-2570 (771 amino acids)
Biological process (GO): female meiosis I; male meiosis I; meiotic cell cycle
Cellular component (GO): cytoplasm; nucleus
Source: RefSeq, a predicted model, not a curated record